UACAUAUUAACCAGUCGAACUGGUAUCAGUUCAACAGAAGCCUUCGACUAAGGAAGACACGGAGAGGCUCUGAAGCCUUAACAGGCUUUAAAAAUGGGACUUUUCACCGUUUUGUGCUCGGUGUUUCUGCUCGGUGCUGCUGUACCUGCCUGGAGCGAUACCCUCAUUUCAGAGACACACUCCCUGUAUUACAUUUACACGGCGUUGUCGAAACCUGUCGGUCUGCCGGGCAUCUAUCAGUUCACUGCUAUGGGUCUGCUAGAUGACAGAGAGAUUGACUAUUACAACAGCAAGGAACAGAAAAAGAUUCCCAGACAGACCUGGAUGGAGGAGAAAAUGGAUAAGGAUUACUGGGAAAAAGGCACCCAGUCCAGAAAGAGCAAAGAACAGUGGUUUAAUGUGAACGUCGACAUUCUGAUGAAACGCAUGAGACACAAUGAAUCAGAUGUGCAUGUUCUUCAGUGGAGACAUGGUUGUGAAAUUAAGCAAGAGGGAGAUAAAGUGAAGUUUUCCAAAGGCAUUGAUGAGUACAGCUACGAUGGAGACAACUUUCUGUCUUUUGAUGAUAAGGACUCUCAGUGGGUCGCUCCUGUUGCUGCAGCUCUUCCAACCAAGAGAAAAUGGGAUAAUGUGCCCAUCCUAAACCAGUACACCAAGGGCUACCUGGAGAAAGAGUGUGUGGACUGGCUGAACAAGUUCAGAGUAUUUGGAGAUAAGGAGGUCCAAAAAGGCUCUCCUCCAGAAGUUAAUGUGUUUGCAAAAAGGUGCACCAGUGACAAAACUAAAGUCAAACUCACCUGUUUUGCCACUGGCUUCUACCCCAAAGAUGUGACGCUGCUAAUUAGGAAAUAUCGCUCACCCCUGCUUGAAAAUGAGAUUGAAUCCUCAGGAGUCAGACCAAACCAUGAUGGAUCCUUCCAGCUGAAGAAGAGUGUGGUUAUCCCGGAGGAUGAAAAAGCAGAUUAUGAUUGUUUUGUGGUCCACAGAACCCUCAAAGAGCCGAUUAUCAUCAGAUGGAAUGGAAAAUGCCAGGACUGCACUCAAGAGACUAUGAUGGGUAUGGUGAUUGGAGUAGUGAUCGGAGUCGUGCUUAUGCUGGCAGUCGGUGCAUUGGUUUACUUUGUAGUAAGGAGGAGGAACAACAUUGCUGCACAAGAGAAGGCUAAUAACAUAUCUCAGGAUAGAGCAAUUAAUUUUGCACAUCUAACUAAGUUACCUAAUACAGCAAUUGGAGGAAGUUCUGACUCUGGACAAGACAGUGCUGGUACAACUCCAGACGACAGUCCCUCUAUCUCUCAGGAGGAAUUGAACCUCGUGAGUGAGACCUCCAGUGGUCAAAGCCAGCCUGCAGAAGGAAAAUCACUUCUACAACAGCCUUCAGAGUGAGAGCAUCUCUGAACAUUUGUCAUUGUCAAUUCUGACAGUCCUGACAAUCAUUACAUUUUUGGAGGUUGCUUGUAGUUGAAUUAUAAAUUCUCUCUCAUUUUUCAUAUAAUCUGGAAUUUUUAAAAACACUUUGCUUCAGAAAAUUAUGUUUUCCAGAGUAAAUAAUAGGAAGAGAGGAAACUUCACAUACUUAUUAUUAUUGCUACUUCUAAAGGGCCAGGGUAGACACUUUUUUCAUCAUAUUUGAUAUUUUUAAUACUGUCUUUAAAAAUAUUUAAUAGUUUCAAUACCAGUGUAAAAAAAUCCCGAGCAUGCUUGUGAAAUGAUCUAAUUUCCUAAUAAUUAUCUGGAACACUCUAUAAAAAUGUGAUAUUCUUUUAAACUCUUGAAUGUCUUACUCUUCAAAAGUAGUUAAAAUUGUGAUUGUUUUACUUUAGUUGAUUAAUUUUGUUUUAAUGCACUUAAUUUGUACAGGCAAUGAUCACUACAAUCAUUCUUCAUGAUACCAGAUGGAUCAGUGGUAUCAAUGAAUGCCUGCUGGUUAUGUGGGAUCUAUUUAUUCUUAAAAGGCCUAUAUAAACAUGAUUUCACCUGCUGUAAGAAAACUGAGUAGAUUACAUCUGUUUCCACUGUCAGAAUGGACUGUCUAAAUCUGAUUUCUAAUGUUUUACAUAGGAUUUCAUGGAAAUAAUGGUACAGCCACAUGUUUUGAUGUUUAUAUAAAUGUGUGCUAAUCUAAAUCUGUUGAAUACACUUUUAUUUGUAAACAUUUUGAUAACAGCAAAUAAAACCAAUAGGAAUUACUUGGGAGAAAGAAUUGGAUACUGUGAAUAUUCUCAUUAAAGACAUCUUUAACCAUA
Molecule: messenger RNA, 2246 nt
Organism: Onychostoma macrolepis
Lineage: Eukaryota; Metazoa; Chordata; Actinopteri; Cypriniformes; Cyprinidae
Product: H-2 class I histocompatibility antigen, Q10 alpha chain-like
Exons: 9
Coding region: 94-1386 (430 amino acids)
Biological process (GO): immune response
Cellular component (GO): external side of plasma membrane
Source: RefSeq, a predicted model, not a curated record